Molecule: messenger RNA, 1999 nt
Organism: Plodia interpunctella (Indianmeal moth)
Lineage: Eukaryota; Metazoa; Arthropoda; Insecta; Lepidoptera; Pyralidae
Product: protein I'm not dead yet-like
Exons: 16
Coding region: 129-1868 (579 amino acids)
Cellular component (GO): membrane
Source: RefSeq, a predicted model, not a curated record
GAAAAUUUCGUUCAAAAAAUUAUAUUGUUUUUUUGACAAUUGGUCAUUUCUCGCUGAAGGAAUUUGAUUAAACAAUUUUGUUUUUUUUGUCUAAUUAAUAAUAUUAUACUUAAGUACAUUAUUUCAUAAUGGGAGCGAUACUAGCGUUUUUUCGGCGCAAGCCUCCAGAAACUCCCAUAAAAGGUCCUAUACCAAGAGUGAAGAAUGUUGGAAUGCACCACUUCAGGGGGCUUCUUGGCGUGCUGUUGCCAGUUAUCAUUAUAAGUUGGCAAUUGGAUACACACGUUCCUGAGAAGACUACAUUCCACAUAUGGAUUUUAAUGGCUUUUUUUUUCUUAUUUCAACCUGUAACUCUUCAAGUAACCGGUAGUAUUCCUAUAUUUGCAUUUCCUAUGUUCGGAAUACUGUCAACCGCUGAAACGGUAAAAUGCUAUUUCAACGAGGGCGCAGCACUGUUUGUAAUAGGCGGCAUGCUACAUUUGUUACUCAAUAACUCUGGCUUCGAUAGACGUUUGGCGCUGUUCAUAUUGUGCAAAGGCGAUGCUAAAUACUUUUCGCCGAUAAAAUUGCUUAUAAAGAGUGCGUUUGCUGCAUUUUUUUUGUCAAUCUUCUGUCAUCGGCUUAUCGUUGCCUCUACUAUAAUUCAAUAUGUUGCACCAACUCUGAUGGAUAUGCAAGUAGCGACACGAAGAUACAGAGCAUCGGAACCGAAUUUUGAUUCGGUUAGAUACAUUAUCUGUAAUGCCAUAUCGAUUUCAUGCUCGAUUGGGGGCAUCGCUAUUGUCCAUUCGUCUUACUGUACACUGGCUUUCAGGGCGAUAUUUUAUGAUUUGGGUUACCCAGAUUUUAUGAAUUAUGCGCAGUAUUCAGCAUUUGCAGUUCCAGUGGCUAUUGCACUAUUUGUGAUUAAUAUAAUUUACCAUGGUUUACUGCUGAAAUUCGCUAGUGGUAAGCCAAUAAGCGCUGGACGAAUGGCUGAAGUGCGUGCGGCCUUAAUAAAACAUAAGUCGGAAAUACCUCCAAAAAUAACAAACCACGAAAAGUUGACUGUUUUCUUUUUAUUCCUUGCACUAUUGGCAUUUUUUGGCCGUCACGUAUAUAAGAUGAAUGCUGGAUGGAAUAAACUAAUUUACGGAGCCGAUGGUUUCUUGGAUGGCAGCGUGGCCGCCAUGUUUGUUAUAUUUCUACAUGUAUUACCAAGAAGUUGUAAUUUCAUUAAGAUUGUUAGAGCUAAAAAAAAGAGUCAACUACCCCCAACGAAGCCAGAGUCUGCUAUUUUAUUUUAUCGCUUUGUUGAUAAGAACACAAAUUAUGGAUACUUUUUCCUAAUCGGAGCAGGCUUAGCGCUGGCGAAAAAAUCUAGCGGCGGUAAAGACUCAAUGGCCGCUGUAGUCAGCAGCAAAUUGUCAUUUCUUACGAAUUUGGAUUUUUGUAUCGCUAUUUUGAUUAUUGCCCUUAUGACAGUUUUCAUAACAAAUAUCAUAUCUGGUGUCGCUUGUAUUGCCAUUUGGUUGCCCGUCGUGCUUUGUUUAGCGCAUGAACAACAGCCAACAUCUCCUUGGGUUACCAAAAUGUUUCGGCCUGCUUUGACAGUGGGUAUAGCUAGUUCAUUUGGAUACAUAAGCCCUUUUCUAUACACGCCUGCGUAUUUUUGUUACCAUACAGGAAAAGUACCUAGACGAGCAAUGCUAAAAUUUGCGGUAGCACCUUGCAUAUUAUCUGCCCUUGUGCUUUACCUGGCGAUGUGUUUCUACUCUCCUGCUAUUUUCGGUGAUGAAAUGUUGCCGACAUUGCCGGCGUCGGCUGUGACUACAACUGGUCCAGGAGGACCUGCUCCAACAGCCCCCCCAGCCGGGCUUCUUCUUUAGUAUUGUACGCGUGCAAAUUUAUAUUCAUAAGUACUUGUGUACUGCACUAUUAGUUCACUACCUACUACUUGCACUAUUGUUAUAUUAAUAUGGAGUAUUAAAAAUAUAAAUUUCAAUUUUCUUUUGCCUAC